UAGUAAGUACGUGGGCGUCGGCGCGUGGGAACGACUUUGAUAUCGAAGAUUUAUCAGUUGUCGAUCGUUUGCUUUGGGUUGCUUGUUGAAUCCAACUAAUUUUCCAGCUUCGCCAUGUCUUCACCUGCUGAAUACUAUCAGUCUCUUCCACCUAUAACCAAAGCUUAUGGGACUGCAUGCUUGAUGGUAACUGUUGCAUGUCAAAUUGGGCUACUCCAUCCUGAACUAAUUGGACAUGCACCUGAGGUGACAUUUUGGCGUUUCCAGGUGUGGCGACUAAUUACCAACUUCUUUUUUCUUGGCAAGUUUUCGAUCAAUUUUGGGAUUCGGCUCUUAAUGAUAGCAAGAUAUGGAGUUCAACUGGAAACUGGACCGUUCCAAAGACGCACAGCUGAUUUCUUGUGGAUGAUGUUGUUUGGAGCUCUCUCUUUAUUGGUUUUAUCUGCCAUACCAUUUUUCGAGUCUGCAUUUUUAGGGAUAUCUCUUGUAUUCAUGCUUCUGUAUAUCUGGAGUAGAGAAUUCCCCAACGCCACCAUCAACUUAUAUGGUCUUCUCGCUCUUAAGGCAUUUUAUUUGCCGUGGGCAAUGCUCUGUUUAGAUGUCAUCUUUGGUUCUCCGAUUGUGCCGGAUCUUUUGGGUAUUAUUGCUGGCCAUCUUUAUUACUUCCUAACAGUAUUGCAUCCGCUUGCUGGUGGGAGGAAUAUACUGAAGACGCCAUACUUUAUUCAAAAAAUAGUUGCAAGGUGGAGAAUCGGCGCUCCGGUGAACAAUGCUCCUCAGGCGGACAGGACUUCUGGUGUGGCAUUUAGAGGGAGAUCUUAUCGUCUUAAUGGAUAAUAACACUCAUGGUGUUCGUUAUUCCUUUAAAGCUGCUAUUGGUAAGAAAAGUGAGUUUCUUUUUACUCCGGCUAACUAAAUGUAAUUCGGACUUACGGGUUUGGGUAGCAGAACUUGUGAAAUUUAUUUGCUGCAGCCGUUAAGGCAAAACCAUCUUUUAUAUAGAAAAAAACAAAGUAAAUAUAAGGUAGAGUGAUAUCAGUGCUUUUUCUGGAUUAUUGAUGAUGGUAUACUUGCAAAUUUCGUUUGAACUAUUUUACUACAUUUUGAUA
Molecule: messenger RNA, 1109 nt
Organism: Erythranthe guttata (spotted monkey flower)
Lineage: Eukaryota; Viridiplantae; Streptophyta; Magnoliopsida; Lamiales; Phrymaceae
Source: RefSeq, a predicted model, not a curated record